ACUCAAGCCCGGUAAGUAUUACGUGAACGACACGAGAAAGCGCAUUUCUCUAGUGGAUCUUGAAGUGGAAAGUGGGCACAGGGUCUUCAGUUUCGGUAGUCCCACAACAUCAUCAGGUUGGAUACCACGUCUCGCAAGGAACAUUAGAAAUAUUAUGCACCAUGACUAGCCUACUUAAUACGCUAUUACUGCUAUCGUCCCUCGUUUCCAUUGGACGGUCAGAAUCAUUUUUAAAUGCAAUAAAAAACUAUGGACCAUCGCCGAAAGUUUUAAAUAGAAUCGACCCGAGCAACAAAAAAUAUGACUUCAUCGUGGUGGGUGCUGGAUCAGCCGGGUCGGUAUUAGCCAACCGUCUCUCAGAGAACAAAAAAUGGAAUAUUUUGUUGUUGGAGGCAGGAGGGCCCGAAAGUCUCCUUCACCAAGUGCCAAUCCUCGUUGGCUACUUUCAACUGUCCAGCUUUAAUUGGGGCUACAAGGUAGAACCUCAGACAAACGCUUGUUUAGGAAUGAUCAAUCGACAAUGUUCCUGGCCACGUGGCAAAGCCCUUGGUGGAACGAGCACCCUUAAUUAUAUGAUCCACACACGGGGAAACAAAUUGGAUUACGAUAUCUGGGCUGCGUUGGGAAACGAGGGUUGGUCGUACAAGGAUGUGUUACAUUAUUUCAAGAAGAGCGAAAAAUUCAACAUUCCAGGAAUCAAGAAUUCCACGUACCAUGGGGACAAAGGUUACCUGUGCGUGGAGCACGUGCCUUAUCACACAGAGCUAGCCAAGGCAUUUCUGAAAGCUGGAAAACAACUAGGCUAUCAGAUCGUCGACUACAACGGCGAGGACCAAAUUGGAUUCUCUUACAUCCAAGCGAAUCUGGAUAAAGGAACCAGAUGUAGCGCUUCGAAAGCGUACCUUCGGGUGAAUAGAUCGAAUCUAAACAUCGUCACAGGUGCCACAGUCACCAAGGUGUUGAUAAACGAGAAAAAUCGCACUUACGGCGUGGAAUACACGAGAAACAACCAAUCCAAGAGGGUAUUUUGUUCUAAAGAGGUAAUCCUCUCAGCUGGCACCAUAGACUCUGCCAAACUACUUAUGUUAUCCGGUAUAGGACCUAAGGAUCACCUGGAAGAACUCGGGAUCAAAGUGAUCCAAAACUCCAAAGUGGGAUACAGCAUGUACGAACACGUUGGUUUCCUAGGUCUGACCUUCCUGGUCGAUCAACCAGUGUCGUUAUUGCAAAGUAGACUAGCCAGACCCAGUGUGUUUAUAGAAUACAUUCUGCAUGGAGACGGUCUGAUGUCGCUUCCGGGAGGAGCGGAAGCUUUAGCAUUCAUCAGGACUAAGUAUGCUCCUGAUAGUAGACCGGACGUGGAACUUUUGUUUGCCUCGGGAUCUUUGCACUCGGACGGAGGGCUGCCUUUGAAAAAGGCCCUCAGGAUAUCCGACGAAUUGUAUGACACUGUUUACAAACCGAUAGAGAACCAGGACGCAUGGUCUAUCUGGCCCAUCGUACAGAACCCAAGAAGCGUUGGUAGGAUCACUCUGAAGUCGAAGGACCCUUACGAACCACCUAGGAUGGAGCCAAACUUCUUCACCCAUCCUGCUGAUAUAGAAAUCAUUUUGGAGGGGAUCAAUCACGCUAUCAAUAUCUCGAAGACACAACCGUUUCAGAAAUACGGUAGCCGAUUACACGAUAUCAAGAUUCCUGGAUGCAGAACGUUCCAGUUCGCUAGCGAUGAUUAUUGGAGAUGCGCUAUCAAACAUCUGCCUUCCAUGAUGAAUCAUGAAAUUGGUACCGUGAAAAUGGGACCAAAGGAUGAUGCGUACGCGGUUGUGGAUCCGCGGUUGAGGGUGUAUGGUGUUCUAGGAUUAAGGGUCGCGGAUGCAUCGAUCAUGCCUGCCAUGCCUACUGGGCACGUGAAUGCUGGUAUUUAUAUGAUCGGGGAAAAAGCGGCUGAUAUGAUCAAACGAGACUGGCAAUGAACUUGUACACUCCUUUUAUGAGUAGAAUUAUUAUUUCAUGAAAUACUCAGCUAUUCGUAAGUAAUGUUAGAAUUGAUACCAGCGAUGCCAAUAUACAAAUUUGAAUCUGGUAUCGAGCAGUGUCAAAAAAAAUAUCAAGUAUUUUAAAAAAUUGAAAAUUCCAGAAAUUAUGAAGGUUUAUAGUUAAUGCAAGUUUCAUAAGAUUCUUCUAGUCUACACAUUUCACUUUCGACGUAAAGAGUGUAUUAGAAAUAGAAUAAAUAAUAGCGCUGAUUAAUCGUAAGUUAUAAAUUUUGAUUUUCACCGACUGAUAAACAACAUUUAUUGAUCGAAUUUUUCAUAGCCCUAAUGAAAAUUGCAUCGAUUCUGGCUCGAAGUUGUAAAGAGAAAAGGUAAUUACGCGAUAGAUCGUGCGAUUAAGAGUGUUCCAUUUAAAAGCCACAUUCUAUGGUAUUAAGGACGAGGAAAGUAAUAUUACUUCAUUAGUUGGGCGAGGGAUAAUAAAUUAUUUGCGUGCAGAAAUGCGUCGCAGAACUAACGAAUGGCCCACAUUCUCGUUCAUUCGAUUAAAAGGAAACUUUAUAAAAACACGCAAUAAUUUCAUUAAUAAUGAUAAAUAAAAGCUGAGUCAUAUUUCCCCUGAUACGUUUUCGUGCGAAAUUAGAUAAAAAUAUCCAAUCUAACUGAUAUACUGACACUCAUUUCAAAUAUAUUUUCAUUAUUAUUAUUAGGAUUAAUUGGCAAUUUGUAUUAAACUUUGCUGA
Molecule: messenger RNA, 2737 nt
Organism: Osmia lignaria (orchard mason bee)
Lineage: Eukaryota; Metazoa; Arthropoda; Insecta; Hymenoptera; Megachilidae
Product: glucose dehydrogenase [FAD, quinone]-like
Molecular function (GO): oxidoreductase activity, acting on CH-OH group of donors; flavin adenine dinucleotide binding
Source: RefSeq, a predicted model, not a curated record